GGCCCCGCGCGCUCGCGCCGCCCAGCCUCGGCCUCCCCCGCGCGCGCCCCGCAGCCCGCGCGCUCGCCCAGGGACCCGCGCGCUAGCUCGCUCACCCGACCGGCCGCGCGGCUGGCCUCGCUCCCGCACGGCAGCGGCUCGCAUCCGCCCGGCGGCCGUCCCAAGACUCGCGGUCCCGCGCCGGUGCUCCCGGUCCCGUUCCCACCGCCCUCUCCCCGUUUCCCUCCCAGUUCUGGCCGCCCGCUCGCCGGCUAGCCGCCGCCGCUUGACGGGCACGGGCAACCCGUGGGCGACCCGAGACCCGAGCGGGCACGGGUCUGGGCUUAAAAAUGAACCCGUGAUGGGUAUGGGUUUGGAUCCGUGCCCGUUGCCAACCCUUUCCUCUGCUUCCCUUCUGAUUCCCUGCGCGGCGCCGACCCUCUUCUUGGAGGAGGGGGUAAAGAAAGCGAAGCCGCCGCCGGGGGACACUACACUAGCCGGGUCCUGUCCAACCCACCCGCCUCUCGAACUUUCAGAACCAUCCACGCGCUAGCUGCGGCGCAGCGCGGCCGGUGCUAGCUCCAUCGCCGAGUGUUAGGGGGGAGGAGACCAGAUUGCGAGAGAUGGCCUCGCCGGAGCCAUCCGCGGCGGGUGCCGGCGCCGGGGGCGAGUCGGCGAGCCAGGCGACGGCGGUGGAGCCGAUCCGGAUGCCGACGGCGGAGGAGAUCAAGGGGCAGGACAUCUGGAACAACUGCGCGGUCCGCAGCGUCGUCAGUGGCGUCAUGGGAGGUGGUCUUGGCGUACUUAUGGGACUAUUCUUUGGAGCUCUGGAAAAUCCAAUAAUGGCAGAGGAGAUGACAGCAAGGCAACAAAUAGUAUACACAGCAAAACAGAUGGGUAGUAGAAGUAUAAGCAAUGCCAAAACCUUUGCGGUCAUGGGUCUGAUUUUCUCAGCAGCUGAAUGUGUCAUAGAGAAGGCUCGGGCAAAGCAUGACACUACCAAUACAGCGGUAGCUGGUUGUGUCACAGGAGGAGCUUUAGCAGUGAAAGGUGGCCCUAAAGCUACAUGCGUUGGAUGUGCGGGUUUUGCUGCCUUCUCAGUGGCGAUUGAGAAGUUCUUUGAUCGGCAUACUUGAAACGGGUGAUGUCAAUUGGAAGUGAAUCUUUUUUUUAGCAGAGUAUGAGCAGCAGUAGUGGAAGAACCUGAUUAUUUGCAACAUCCAGUCAUUGACAUCUCUUGAGAGAUUUUGUACCCCUAAAGUUUUUGCUAUUUUCAAUUUAUUACCUGGCUUCAUAGUUAUAACUGGACCCCUGGUGCACUUUCAAGGUCCAGUCCACCUGAAUCAAUAUUGAUGACAAUCGACUGUGUUCUCAAAUGUGUUAUGUUGUUAUCCACAGCAACAGGUUUCUAUAUUAUUGUUGCAA
Molecule: messenger RNA, 1404 nt
Organism: Panicum hallii
Lineage: Eukaryota; Viridiplantae; Streptophyta; Magnoliopsida; Poales; Poaceae
Product: mitochondrial import inner membrane translocase subunit TIM22-4-like
Exons: 4
Coding region: 603-1115 (170 amino acids)
Biological process (GO): protein insertion into mitochondrial inner membrane
Cellular component (GO): TIM22 mitochondrial import inner membrane insertion complex
Molecular function (GO): transmembrane protein transporter activity
Source: RefSeq, a predicted model, not a curated record